GGUAUGACGUGAGCUCUCUGACUCUCUUACAGACACACACAGCCUGUCUUUGAAACACACUGCAGCGUAAUUAAGUAUUCAGAAGUAUUCAAGAAGAGUUUGGGCGAAUAGAUGACUUGUGUGUGAAGGAUUGUUUUGAUAGUGUUGAUAGUAUGCUAGGUAUGUGGUCACAGUGGAGUGGGUUUCCAGAGUUUUGGGGGUGGAUAGGGAGUGUGGGUUGCCAGGUAACAUGCUGUGGUAGGGUCACAUUACCUGCUCAGCAGUGUCUCUGUGACGUUGAACUCACACAAAACGCACCCUCCCCACACACACACACACACACACAUAUAAACACACACUGCCGUCCUCUCACAUCAUCGAAGGAGUGAGAAUCAGGAGAGUGUGUGUCAAUUCUGGAAUGUUUAACAUGGUGUAGGCUUCACAUCAGAGCGACUAGAGUGCCUUUUUGUUCAUUGGAUUUCUGCACUGUAUAGAGUGCUUGUGUGUCAGCUGUAAAGUCUGUGUUAGGAUGAGGGGCUUAUUGCUUGUGCUGCUGGGGACAUUCGUGACAUUGGAGGUGAUUCAGAUGAUCAGUGCCCAAACUGCAGCAGGCGAUGAAGAUUGUUCCAAGAUGGAUUCUUGUGAUCAGUGUGUGAGUCUUUCCCGCAACCUCACACCCUGUGUUUGGCGGAUCUGUGACAAUGACAACAACACAGGGUGUGUAUCUGAUACUGAAGACUUUCAGGACUGUAACAGGCUAAACGAAACAGACAUGUGUGCAGGCACUGAUAUUGAUAUUGAUAUUGAUAUUGACAUAGAUGCAAAACCAGCUCCAGCUCCUGAGCUCUCUCAGGCAUCUUUUGACCUGUCCAGUUUCAUUGGGGGGAUCAUUCUUGUACUGGUGCUUCAAGCAGGAGGCUUCUUUGCUAUGCGCUUCCUGAAGACUAAGGACGGCACUUAUGAAACCAUAGAACAACCCCAAUAAAUGGAACAUCUUAAAGAGAUUCAAUCGAUUGAUUGAAUUGACGGGUGAUAUGUGGAAUCAUUAUAUUUCAUUCAUUUAUUUAUUUAUUUCAUUUCAUUUAUUGGUUAAUGUUGUGUCACAGUGAAUACCUAUAUUUUCCUGUCACUAUCUACCAUCUAUGUCUGAGUGCAUAGUCUGGACUGAUUACUUUUUUUAUUAUUCUUUGUAAAGGCAAUUUACAUUGUGUGUUUAAUUUUUAAAGAUGAUUUAUUUAGCUUAUUAUGUUUUUUUUUGUGUGUUUUUAUUUCUUGUUUAAAGGAUAGCAUUAUCUUCGGCCUUGUCACUAUUCUGCUGUGUUGCUCAAUGGUUGUCAGCCUAAUCGUUUUAGACCUCUCCAGAUGUGUGUUAACCUACCAUGGUUUGCCCCACUAAUAAAAAUAAAAAUAUUUAUUUCAUUAUGAAAUAAUACUUUAAA
Messenger RNA from Clupea harengus (Atlantic herring), 1418 nucleotides. It is a transcript of the gene cd164l2, whose product is annotated as CD164 molecule like 2. The record is from RefSeq and is a predicted model, not a curated record. Lineage: Eukaryota; Metazoa; Chordata; Actinopteri; Clupeiformes; Clupeidae. Gene Ontology annotation, cellular component: cytoplasmic vesicle.